Syzygium oleosum is the source of this 1523-nucleotide messenger RNA. Its product is annotated as probable sarcosine oxidase. Gene Ontology annotation, molecular function: flavin adenine dinucleotide binding; sarcosine oxidase activity. The record is from RefSeq and is a predicted model, not a curated record. Lineage: Eukaryota; Viridiplantae; Streptophyta; Magnoliopsida; Myrtales; Myrtaceae. The transcript has a single exon. Bases 75 to 1310 code for a protein of 411 amino acids.
AUCCAGCUCUAGCCGAAAACCAACCACCAAACACUCGCCGAGUUCUUCGCACUUACACAAACACACACGGAGAGAUGGGUUCCAGCUCCAACGAGUUCGACAUAAUAGUAAUCGGUGGAGGCAUCAUGGGCAGCUCCACCGCUUACCAAACGGCCAAAGGAGGCUGCAAGACACUCUUACUUGAGCAAUUCGACUUCUUGCACCACCUCGGCUCCUCACAUGGCGAGUCUCGCACCAUACGUGCAACUUACCCCGAGGACUACUACACCGACAUGGUCCUCGAAGCUUCCAAGCUAUGGAGAGAGGCCGAGUCAGAGGCCGGAUACAAAGUCUACACCAGCACUCCCCAUCUUGAUAUGGGACCGGCUAAUGAUGCUAGUCUCAAGGCUGUCAUAGCAAGCUGUCAAAAGAAUUCCUUCCCGUUUCAGAUACUUGACCACCGUGAAGUCACCAAUAAAUUCUCCGGCAGGCUCAGCAUACCAGAGGAUUGGAUUGCGGUGUAUACCGAGCUCGGGGGUGUCAUUAAGCCCACUAAGGCAGUGUCCAUGUUCCAAGCGCUAGCAUUUGGAAAGGGUGCAGUAUUGAAGGACAAAAUGGAGGUGAAAGAUAUUAAAAGAGAUGAAGUCAGAGGAGGCAUAGUGGUCUACACAACCAGGGGUGACAAGUUUUGGGGUAGGAAAUGUGUGGUCACCGCUGGGGCUUGGACAAAAAAGUUCGUCCAUUCAGUUACUGGCCACGAAUUGCCAAUUCAGCCCCUGGAAACUGCAGUUUGGUAUUGGAGAAUCAAGGAGGGGCACGAGGAGAAGUUUUCCAUUGGAGGCGAUUUCCCGACAUUCGCAAGUUAUGGACAGCCUUACAUAUAUGGGACCCCGUCUCUGGAGUUCCCGGGCCUGAUCAAGGUUGCAGUGCAUGGUGGAUGCCUGUGCGACCCGGACAAAAGACCAUGGAUGCCCAGACGGGACAUAGAUUCAUUGAAAGAAUGGAUGGAAGGAAGAUUCCUAGGAUUGCUGGAUUGUAGCAAACCUGCGUUUACACAAUCCUGCAUGUAUUCAAUGACACCAGACGAGGAUUUUGUGUUGGAUUUCUUGGGCAGGGAGUUCGGGGAAGAUGUGGUGAUAGGUGGUGGAUUUUCCGGUCAUGGAUUCAAGAUGUCCCCGGUUAUAGGGAGGAUACUGGCAGACCUUGUGCUCACUGGGAGUGCAGAUGGGGUGGGGCUCAAGCAUUUUAGAAUAGGAAGGUUUGACGAGCAUCCGAAAGGGAAUAUAAAAGAAUUUGCAGAUCAGGUUGGUUUCAUUAAGAGUCCCCUCUGAGUGAGUACUUUUGAGUGCUGUCCUGGUGAGGUAUGCUAGUUCGUGCCCAUUUAUUUUCUUUGCACAUGUUUACUAGGACCUAUUGCACCGUGUGAUUCCAUUUACUCUUCGAUUGGCAGAAGAAUGAGUUGUAUGUUAAUUUAGUAGCAAUUCAUCCUCUAUUAUGUAUGAUCUAUUAUGUGUUUUGGACAUAAAAGAAAAAUCUCUUCCGCA